AUGGAUAAAGCGGCUAUCAACGAGAAGUUCAAUCGAUUGAAUCUCUUACUUCAGGGCGAUGAGAGCCUUCAGCAUCUUAACACUCAAAUGAGCACCAGAUUGAACGCCAGAAAGAAAGUUUCCACGCCGGGUCUCAACGACGAAGAAACUAAGGACGAGGCAAUCGCAAGCUCACCGGAUAGCAUUACGCCAUGGUGCUCUCCUCCAGCUCCCGCCCCAGGAAUAUUUCCAAAGGAAAUCGAUCUCGCCUCAUCUUAUUGUCCGGUACUUGCGUUGAGAAACUUUACCCACAAGUUUUUCGACGAUGAAGCCCUCAACAGAGCUCUCUCCAAGUUCUUUGAACCAAAAGCGCUCUUUGGCAGAACCUGGACGCUCUAUUAUCUUCCACUUCCACCAGGAUGUCGCGGCAGAAGGCUGCUUCUUUUGGUGCCACUGAAAGAGGCCCAUGACUUCCUCCACGAGGUCAACACAGCCUUGUCAUGCGAUGUGGCUCUCACGGAAGACAAAGCCGAGGGCUUCUUUCUUCGAUUUGACGACUCAGAUUGCCCCAGGCCUACCUUACUAGGGAUUUCAACCUCACUUCAGACAAGGGAUGCGCUUGUAAGCGACAAGACUUCCCGGAUCACGGGCUCUUGGGCGGACUGGAUGUGCAGUCACAAACCGGGUGUACUGAGAGACCUUGAAUUGAAGAUCGGUAAUGCCCUUUACGCAGAGAAGAAUCUGGGACGCAAGGGGAAGAAAGGGAAGAUGAAACGACUCAACGUUCUGGAUCACGCACGUGCGUGGGCUGAAUGCAUGGAUCGGGUCCAGCAGUAUUUCGGACUACGACCCGCAGGUGCAGGUAUCGUGAUCAAAAUCUCACCGGUCAAUGUGGACAAGCCUUCCCCAUGGCAGUAUCCAGAUGGACCGAUCUUUUUCAGCGUGGAUGUCGAGUGGAAAGAAAGAAAUGCAACUCAGGUGACGGAAAUCGGCAUCUCGAUUCUCGACACGCAGGAGCUAAGGGGUGUUCAUCCUGGACUCCAUGGUACAAAGUGGGUGAGCAAGAUUCGAUCACAUCAUUUGCGUGUGUCAGAGUACCGGCUGCACGUCAACAAGGAGUUCUGUGGAGGUUGUCCGAACGAUUUCAACUACGGGGCCAGUGAGUUCGUUGGUUCCGCGAAUCUCGGGAAGAGAAUAGAUGAUUUCUUCUGGCCGCCAUACGAUGGCAGUCCAGCCGACAGGUCUCCGGAAGCGAAGAAGCGCAACCUGAUUUACCUAGGCCACAAUACCCAACAAGACCUUGAACAACUCGCCGCCGUCGGAAGUGAGAUCUUCAGGAAGAUCUUGUUUAACGGGGCCGAGGCCAUCUUCGAAGAGGUUCUCGAUACUGCCCGACUCCACCAGGGCUUGCGAAACACCUCCAAUCCCGUCUCAUUAGAGAAUAUGAUGGCUAGUCUGAGUAUCUGGACACGCAAAUUGCACAAUGGUGGAAACGAUGCCCAUUAUGCGAUGAUGGCAUUGAUCGCUAUGGCUUUAGAAGCAGCAGGAGAACAUGAAGCUGCCGUGGCCAAGGAGUUACCCCCGGGUUCAAACAUCUGA
Messenger RNA from Penicillium manginii, 1578 nucleotides. RefSeq lists its product as uncharacterized. The transcript is spliced from 3 exons. Gene Ontology annotation, cellular component: nucleus. The record is from RefSeq and is a predicted model, not a curated record. The coding region runs from base 1 to 1578 and encodes 525 amino acids. Lineage: Eukaryota; Fungi; Ascomycota; Eurotiomycetes; Eurotiales; Aspergillaceae.